AUGACGUUAGACUCAGUUGGUAACACGCUGCAUCUUGGAGCCAGCAGUAAUAGAGAAAUUAUGGAUUACCUUGCGCAGAUCGUAUGCGAUUCAAGCGAAGUACAGAUACUGGAUUAUUCGUUCAACAGCACUGUACCACAUAUCACGCCCUGUACCCAAGCAUCCUUGCUUGUCUUCAUCCCAUUUGCAUUUUUAGUAGCUUUUAGUCCUUUUAUUUUAUAUGACCUCAAAAAAAGCCGUCAUCCUCCAUUGGAAUUUUAUUCACCAACUGUUGCUCGAAUAAUUCUUUGUUUUUUAUUGGUAAUAAACCGUUUCAUUUCUAUGAUCAUAAAUCUGUUAACAUGGUUUUGGGCACCAUCGUCUUAUCAGCCAUACAGUAUCACGUCCUGUUUCUGGCAAACUUUAACCUACUGUAUCUGUCUUUUAUUACUAAUUGCAUAUCGCAAUCGUGGUUUAAUCACUUCUGGUGUCUUAUUCAAUUUCUGGCUUGUUGUUGCAAUUUGUGCAUUUCCAGAACUACGAACACGAGCCAGCUACUUCGAAGAGUCAACCUCUGUUCAGGUUGAGCAACAAAUAUCAGUGCAGUAUGUAUUGUAUAUAUUUUAUUACUCGUUUGUAGUUUUCGAAGUAUUUCUGUCUUGCUUUGCUGAUCGACCAAAACAUUGGAUAAGAGAUCCUAAAUUUUGUCCUGAAGAUGAAUGCUCUUAUCUGAAUAGAAUAACUUUUAAUUGGUUCCAUAGCUUAGCAGUUCGUGGCUACAGAAAACCGAUAGAAAUUGAUGAUUUGUGGCGAUUACGCUCACACGAAGAAAGUGCAAAUUUAAUACCAAAAUUCAAACGCCACUGGGUACCUGCAAAGCUUGGUCCAAAGUCUCAACCAUCAUUAAUAUGGGCGCUUGCAAAAACCUAUCGUUGGACUAUAUUUGCUGGUGCUGCGAUGAAAUUCAUAUUUGAUCUUCUAAAUUUUGUCAGUCCUCAACUGCUCAGUGCGCUAAUAACAUUUAUCGAUGAUAUGAAGCGACCGUUUUGGAUGGGUAUAGCUAUAUCAUUAUCCAUGUUUUUUGUUGCUGCUCUUCAGUCAAUGAUUUUGCAUCAGUAUUUUCAUAAGAUGUUCAUGUUAGGUGUUGAUAUACGAUCUGUUCUUACUAACGCUGUAUACGUUAAGGCUUUAGUUUUAUCUAACUCAGCUCGAAAAAGUCGAACUGUUGGUGAAAUUGUAAAUUUAAUGUCCGUUGAUAUUCAACGCUUCCAAGACAUCACUAGCUUCAUUAUGCUGUUUUGGUCAGCUCCAUUCCAGAUAUUGCUGGCUGUUUAUUUUCUCUGGCGAUUACUUGGCGUUGCCAUCGUUGCCGGUCUUACCGUGCUUUUCGCUACGAUUCCAUUAACUUCAUAUAUAUCCGUGCGAAUGAAAAAUUGCCAGGGAAAGCAGAUGAAAUUGAAAGACGAACGUUUGAAAUUAAUGUCAGAAAUUUUGAAUGGAAUCAAAGUGAUCAAAUUUUAUGCUUGGGAAAGAAGCAUGCAGAAAUUAAUUUUGGAAAUCCGAGAAAGAGAAAUAGCCGUACUUCGCGAAAUUGCUCUUUACAAUGCAGCAAUAUCAUUAACUUGGUCUUGUGCACCGUUUCUCGUUGCUGUCGUUACUUUUGGUUUAUAUGUUAAAAUUGACCCACAACAUAAUCAUCUGACGCCUCAGGUGACAUUCGUUGGUCUGUCACUCUUAAAUCUAAUUCGCUUUCCGAUGACAAUCUUUCCGUUGAUAUUCAGUCAAGGAACGCAGUGCUCGGUGAGCAAUGCUCGACUCAAAUCAUUUUUGUCUGAUGAUGAAAUGCAUCCGUUUGCAACAGAUGCAUCUCUAUCUGACGGUUGUUCGAUUUCAAUUCAGAAUGGUAAUUUUUUUUGGGAAAGUAAUGAAGUGGUAUUGAAAGAUAUCAAUUUGACAGUGAGAAAAGGCGAACUUGUUGCUGUUGUUGGAAAAGUGGGCAGUGGCAAAAGUGAAAUGGAUAAGGUAAGCGGUCAUGUUAGUAUUAGUGGGUCAGUUUCUUAUGUUCCGCAGCAGCCAUGGAUUCAAAAUCUAUCAUUAAUGGAUAAUGUCUUAUUCGGCACACCGAUUGAUCCGAAACGUUAUGACACAGUAAUCAAUGCAUGUGCUUUGAAACCUGAUCUUGCUACUUUACUUGCGGGUGACCAAACUGAAAUUGGGGAAAAGGGGAUAAAUCUGAGUGGUGGUCAAAAACAUCGUGUAAGUCUUGCCCGUGCUGUAUAUGCAGAUUCGGAUAUCAUUCUACUAGAUGAUCCACUUUCAGCAGUUGAUAUUCAUGUUGGCCGACAUAUAUUUAAUCAUGUCAUCUCAUCCCAAGGAGGUCUUUUAGCCAAGAAAACGCGUGUUUUGGUCACAAACGGAUUGCACUACUUGAAAUAUUGUGAUCGGAUUAUUGUAAUGAAAGGUGGUAUGGUAGCGGAAGUGGGCACAUUUGAGGAACUAAUUCAAGCACAGAGUGAAUUCUCUGAAUUUCUAGAGGAAUUUCUGGUGAAGGAAGUAAAAGAACGUGUACAGUCUCAAGACAAAAAAACAGAAGAAAUGGAAGAACUUCUUAAGGAUUUAAGAUAUUUAAAUCCGCAACAGCUGAAAUGUUUGGAAGCUCUGACUAUUGCAAGUUUAACGGGAGAGAAAUAUAUUAUCAAUUCAACUAAUGCAUCAUCUGCUAAUGAUUCACUUCCAUUAGAAAAAGUUUCAGAAAGACAGGGACAUAUUGUCGAAAACAGUGCUAUCAUGGAAAAAAUCAAUCAUGGGUCACCAAAAAGUGAAGGUCGUGAAAAAUCGGUUGCAACAUUGGCAGAUAUGAAGAAUACACCAGUUAUCUCAGAUAAUAAUGAGCGAUCUAAAUUGAUUGAAAAAGAAGGCGUUAAUGUUGGAAAGGUAAAAGUCGACAUAUAUCUUGCAUACCUUCAAGCUAUUGGUUACGGCUCAACUGCAAUCUUUAUUACUAUUUAUGUCUUUUCGUCAAUACUCGGCGUUUUAUCCAAUUUGUGGCUAGCAAAUUGGUCAGAUCAUGCUAAAACUGUGAAUGUCACAGAGGUAGAUGAAAAUGAUACAAACUGGCGGUUAGGGAUUUAUACAAUUCUGGGUUUGGGUCAAGGUAUGUUGUUCAAAAACCUUUCAACUUUUGUCUUAAAUGUUUUUCAAUUCUAUCGCGAUUUUUAUAUGCAUCUUUCUACUGUAACGUAUUCUGAUUUCACGCGGAAAAUACUAAGAAUUUCCAAAACAUUCGCAGUGGUGCGCAAUCCUUUCCAGUCGACUUCUAUGGUUUGCAUUGGUUCCAUUGCUAUGGCAUGUGGUAUGGUUUUUGCCAGUCGUAAAUUGCACGAAAAAAUACUUCAAAAUAUUUUGCACUUACCUAUGGCAUUCUUCGAUGUAACACCUCUUGGACGUAUUUUAAACCGUAGUGACUGCGAGGUAGGGAUGCGAAUUGUGAAAUUAAUGAUGAAAAUGUUGACAUUUUCAGUGUGGUCAGGUGGAUUUUUGAUUGCCAACCAGUUAAAUGGGAAAUUGCAGGAUAUAGAGAUAGUGGACACAUUACUGCCGCAUACAUGUCAUUCAUUCAUAUCAACCGUGCUUGUUGUUUUAAUGACAACGGCUGUAAUUUUGUACGCGACACCGAUGUUUUCAAUGGUCAUUCCUUUCCUAGCGACUGUUUAUUUCCUUGUUCUGGAUAUGCAAGAUGUCGACCAGCGCUUAUCAUCGUCACUGACGACCCUGAUCGGAUGUGUUGUCACAGCUUUUAUUAUUAUGAUUGUACCGCGAUUCUAUAUUUCAACGUCACGACAGUUGAAACGUCUUGAGUCCGCUGCAAGGUCUCCAAUUUAUUCACAUUUCCAAGAAUCGAUUCAAGGAGCUGUUUCAAUUCGAGCGUAUCAGUGCAUAGAUCGUUUUGUUCAUGGAUCUCAGAGUCUCCUUGAUAAUAAUAUUUUAAUACAGUAUCAUUCUCUGGUUGCUAAUCGAUGGCUGGCAGUACGAUUAGAACUUAUUGGCAAUCUUAUUGUAUUCUGUUCUGCAAUUUUUGCAAUAUUUUAUCGAGAAAGUGGUUCAGUAACUGCUGGUUUAGUUGGAUUGUCCAUUGCAUAUGCUCUCAGUAUUACGCAAACUUUAAACUGGGCCGUACGCAUGGCAAGUGAGUUCGAAACCAAUAUUGUAGCUGUUGAGCGUCUCAGGGAAUAUACCGAAUUGCCUACUGAGUGUUCAUCAAAUCAAUCCUUUCUCUAUAAACCUCCGCGAGAUUGGCCAAGUAAAGGAGAAAUCGUAUUUGAGAAACUGAAAAUACGCUAUCGUGAAAAUUUAGAAUUUGUUUUGAAAGGGAUUGAUGCGAAAAUUCGUCCAGCUGAAAAAGUCGGUAUUGUUGGUAGAACUGGUGCAGGUAAAAGUUCCCUUACCCUUGCUUUGUUUCGUAUUGUUGAAGCAGAUUCAGGAAGAAUACUAAUUGAUGAUGUUGAUAUUUCCAAAAUAUCUUUAAAUGAUCUUCGUUCGAAACUUACCAUUGUUCCGCAGGAUCCUGUUAUAUUUUCUGGAACAUUACGUAUGAAUCUUGAUCCAUUCGGUCGUUUUGAUGAUUCUGUAUUAUGGGAAGCAUUACGAAUUGCACAUUUGGAUUCACUUGCACAUUCAUUCCCCCAAAAGUUGGACCAUCAUUUGAGUGAAGGCGGUGAAAAUAUAAGUGUGGGACAAAAACAGUUACUUUGCUUGGCUCGAGCAGCAUUAAGAAAAAGUCAAAUUUUGAUCUUGGAUGAGGCAGCUGCGUCCGUGGAUAUGGAGACAGAUGCGCUCAUACAAAAAACUAUUCGAGAGCAAUUUUCCAAGUGUACAGUGCUCACAAUUGCACAUCGCUUGAAUACUAUCGUAGAAAGUGACAGAGUAUUGGUUUUUGAAAAGGGCUGUGUUCGAGAAUUCGACACGCCAAAAAAGUUACUAAAUGAUCCAAAUUCAUUGUUCUACUCUAUGGCUAAAGAAUCUGGCUUGGUAAACAAUCCAUAAUA
Messenger RNA from Thelazia callipaeda (thelaziosis nematode), 5024 nucleotides. The record is from the annotation of a GenBank genome assembly. Lineage: Eukaryota; Metazoa; Nematoda; Chromadorea; Rhabditida; Thelaziidae.